Messenger RNA from Trichechus manatus latirostris (Florida manatee), 4334 nucleotides. It is a transcript of the gene STAT4, whose product is annotated as signal transducer and activator of transcription 4. The coding region runs from base 117 to 2066 and encodes 649 amino acids. Gene Ontology annotation, molecular function: DNA-binding transcription factor activity, RNA polymerase II-specific; RNA polymerase II cis-regulatory region sequence-specific DNA binding. NCBI's taxonomy places the organism in Eukaryota, Metazoa, Chordata, Mammalia, Sirenia, Trichechidae. The transcript has 22 exons. The record is from RefSeq and is a predicted model, not a curated record. Gene Ontology annotation, biological process: cell surface receptor signaling pathway via JAK-STAT; defense response; regulation of cell population proliferation.
AUCAAGUUUUUGGAGCAAGUAGAUCAAUUUUACGAUGACAACUUUCCUAUGGAAAUUCGACAUCUGCUGGCCCAGUGGAUUGAAAAUCAAGACUGGGAAAAUUUCAUGGGAAUCCAAUGCACGUAGCUGUGGUUAUUUCAAAUUGUUUAAGGGAAGAGAGGAGAAUAUUGGCUGCAGCUAACAUGCCUGUCCAGGGACCCCUGGAGAAAUCCUUACAAAGUUCUUCGGUUUCAGAAAGACAGAGGAAUGUGGAGCACAAAGUGGCUGCCAUUAAAAACAGUGUUCAGAUGACAGAACAAGACACCAAAUACUUAGAAGACUUACAAGAUGAAUUUGACUACAGAUACAAAACAAUUCAGACAAUGGAUCAGGUGGACAAGAACAGUGUCCUGAUGAAUCAGGAAAUUUUGACUCUGCAAGAAAUGCUUAACAGCCUUGACUUCAAGAGAAAGGAAACCCUUAGUAAGAUGACACAGAUAAUCAAUGAAACGGACCUGUUAAUGAACAGCAUGCUAAUAGAAGAGCUGCAAGAUUGGAAGAGGCGGCAGCAAAUCGCCUGCAUCGGAGGUCCACUCCAUAAUGGGCUCGACCAGCUUCAAAACUGCUUUACACUGUUGGCAGAAAGUCUCUUCCAGCUCAGAAGGCAAUUGGAGAAAUUAGAGGAGCAAUCUACCAAAAUGACUUAUGAAGGUGAUCCCAUCCCACUGCAAAGAACGCACCUGCUAGAAAGAGUCACCUUCUUGAUCUACAAUCUUUUCAAGAACUCCUUUGUGGUUGAACGACAGCCAUGCAUGCCAACCCACCCUCAGAGGCCAAUGGUACUGAAAACCCUCAUUCAGUUCACUGUAAAGCUAAGACUACUAAUAAAGUUGCCAGAGUUAAACUAUCAGGUAAAGGUUAAAGCAUCAAUUGACAAGAAUGUUUCAACUCUAAGCAAUCGAAGAUUUGUUCUUUGUGGAACUCAUGUCAAAGCCAUGUCCAUUGAAGAAUCUUCUAACGGGAGUCUCUCAGUGGAAUUUCGACAUUUGCAACCAAAAGAAAUGAAAUCCAGUGCUGGAAGCAAAGGAAAUGAGGGCUCUCACAUGGUGACCGAAGAGCUUCAUUCCAUAACCUUUGAGACACAGAUCUGCCUCUAUGGCCUGACCAUAGAUUUGGAAACCAGCUCAUUACCUGUGGUGAUGAUUUCCAAUGUCAGUCAGUUACCUAAUGCUUGGGCGUCCAUCAUUUGGUACAAUGUGUCAACCAACGAUUCCCAGAACUUGGUUUUCUUUAAUAAUCCUCCAUCUGCCACUUUGAGUCAACUCCUGGAAGUGAUAAGCUGGCAGUUUUCAUCCUAUGUUGGUCGUGGUCUUAAUUCAGAUCAACUUAAUAUGCUGGCGGAGAAGCUUACAGGCCUGUCUAGCUACAGUGAUGGUCACCUCACCUGGGCCAAGUUCUGCAAGGAACACUUACCUGGCAAAUCGUUUACCUUUUGGAUAUGGCUUGAAGCAAUAUUGGAUCUAAUUAAAAAACACAUUCUUCCCCUUUGGAUUGAUGGGUAUAUCAUGGGCUUUGUUAGUAAAGAGAAGGAACGGCUCUUACUAAAGGACAAAAUGCCUGGAACCUUUUUAUUAAGAUUCAGUGAAAGCCACCUUGGAGGAAUAACUUUCACCUGGGUGGACCAUUCUGAAAAUGGAGAAGUGAGAUUCCACUCUGUAGAACCCUACAAUAAAGGCCGGUUAUCUGCUCUGCCAUUCGCUGACAUCCUCCGAGACUACAAGGUUAUUAUGGCUGAAAACAUUCCAGAAAACCCUCUGAAGUACCUAUAUCCUGACAUUCCCAAAGACAAAGCCUUUGGUAAACACUACAGCUCCCAGCCAUGUGAAGUUUCAAGACCAACAGAAAGGGGAGACAAAGGUUAUGUUCCUUCUGUUUUUAUCCCCAUCUCAACAAUCCGAAGUGAUUCAACUGAGCCACAUUCUCCAUCAGACCUUCUUCCCAUGUCUCCAAGUGUUUAUGCAGUGCUGAGAGAAAACCUGAGUCCCGCAACAAUUGAAACUGCAAUGAAGUCUCCAUAUUCUGAAUGACAGAAUAAACUCUGACACUCAAAAGAAGGAAGCAAAUGAGAAAGUUUAAAGACUGAUCUUUACCAACAACCAAAUUAUGUUUCUCCAGCUUUGUAAAUACCGAUUUCCAGGAAACGGCUGAACGCUGCAGCUCUCCUAUUACUGAGAAUACACCCCCAACUGGGAGCGUCAUGAUUGAAAUGCUGAAAACUAAAGCUUCAGAAAAACUUCUGAGAUAAGACAACUUUAAGAAACCAGUGUUAAUAUCAAUAUAACUAUUCACAGGAGACCCCUUCGUAUGUGCCUGUUUCAUUUCUGAUUGGGUUUCCUGGAUGUUACUUAUGAAUUUGAUUUCUAGAAGGUAUAAGUGUGAAGACUUUAGGAUAGAUCAAGAAUAACAAAGCCAUACCUUCGUGACUCAACCCGCAGGAAAGCCUAAGGAAAAAGCCAAAUAAGCCAAUGUCCUGAGUUCUGGCAGGUAAGAGCCAUCAUGAUAGAUCCAAGAUGGAAGUAAUGUUAGGGCAGCAAUAGCAGCAAAUCACAAAGCUUCCAGGGGUGAAUUAUGAAGCCUCCUGAUUGCCAUGUCAACACUGUACCAACGAAACACUACAGGGUUCAGAGCUGCUAGUGCCACCACCAGGGAUGCCUCUCCUAAUAGGGGGAGGUAUCCAGAAUACCCCUUGCUGGUAGGUAGGGCAAAUUGAAAGGAGACCGAACCAAAACCAAACUAGGUGUUUUCAAGUUGAUUCUGACUCAUGGUGACCCCGUGUGUGGCAGAGUAGAAAUGUGUUUCACAGGGUUUUCAAGGCUGUUACCUCUCAGACGCAGAUUGCCAGGCUAUUCUUCCAAGGCACUUCUGGGUAGGUUUGCACCACCAGUUUUUCAAUUAGUAGUCAAGAGCUUAACCAUUUGCACUACCCACAUGGGUAAAAAUCUCAUGGAAAUGAGAACUGAGAAGGGAAUAACAACUGUGGCCUUGGGUGAGUGAUUUCAUCCUGAGCCACUCAUUCUUCAUCUCUAGAAGAAAUUAGAAUAGGUAGACUCUAUGGUCCUUUCUGGAGCCUUGGUGAAGCAGUGGUUAAGAGUUCAGCUGCUAACCAAAAUGUGGGCAGUUCGAAUCCACCCAGCCAUUCCUGGGAAACCCUAUGGGGCAGUUCUACUCUGUUCUAUAGAGUCGCUAUGAGUCAGAAUUGACUCAAUGGCAAUGGAUUUGAUUUAUGGCCCUUUCAAGCUCUAAUAGUCUAAUGGUCCCAUGAAUCCAACCUGAGCCUGGGGAGAGGGUUUGGGAUGAGGAGAGGUUUCAUCCCUUCAGUUUUCUCUGGUGAUGAAGGAGGGGUGAGCAGUGUAUUGGAUGGUAAUGCAGGUCUUUAUUGGACCUUCCCUCACCCCGACUAGUCGCUUAGUGGUGUCACUGCCCACCAGUGCAGCGUGUGGAGGAGUGAUGCUCUCAUUAAAACCCUCUAAGGAAGUUUUCCAGAGUACACCUGUUCUAUUCUCUACCUCAAUUGUGGUUCAGUAGGUCUAGGGUCAGUGUUGAAAUCUGAAUGAUUGAAUUAACCUGCAAUUCCUGAUCCCAGUGUUGGUCAGUGAUGUUCAUUUAUUCACUCAUUCAAAAAAUAUUUUUGAGGAAUACUCUGUUAUCAGGCCAAUUCUCUUAGUAAUGCCCAAGACCUGGGGAUCCCAAGAUCCCCUAAUGCCCAAGACCUGGGGAACUUUCCAUGUCUGCCAGGCCCUAGAGAAGUUGCUUAGCCAGGCAAUGAAGCCUGGCUACUGAGCCAUCUGCAUGAGCAGCUGCAGGAAUUUGUUGAGCCUUAUUUCCAAGGUGAGAGCUGACUACAGAGUCAGAGAUGGCAGGGUUCAUCUAACUUCUUCCAGCCAUCUUCGUUCCCCCCAGGCAAGCCAAAUGGGCAGAUGCUAAUAUUGGAUGGAGAAGAAUUCAAAGAAAAAAAAGUCUUUAAAAUACUCUGCUUUCCCCCUUAGAGAGAUUCCUUUCUAUCCAUAUCCUCCUUCACACCUGCCUACAUGUGCCCAGCUGGAUCCUAGAUUUUUCCUAUGGAGACAAACUCUCCAUCAGUCCCAAGGCCAGUUCCCUUACUCCUUUGAAAGCUGCUGAUAGUAUUCUUAGGGUGAAGGUGUCUGUCUGACGGACCUCAUGGAUAACUUGUGAUGGAUACUCUCAGUCCAUACUUAUCUCCAUGCAUGGUUUUCUAAAAUUUGCCUGAGACAAACAUAUAAACUGGCAGCAGAAUUGGAAGAAAUAAUUUUAAACCUGGGCAUGAUUAUUAUAAU